AUGGAGUAUAUCCAGCCCAACCAUCUAUACUCCCGCAUAUUGGACAACAUCCCCUGGAAGUCCGCAGAUCCAUCGGUGAAAGGUGAUCCGCGGAAAAGUGUCAAGUGGAUUGAUGGCCUACGAGGAAUCGCUUCCUUCCUAGUUAUCCUCACUCACCUUGCCCGAGCAUGGGAUUAUGACCUCUUUGCUCCCCGCGACGAUGUUGACAAACCUCCCCGAAUUCUGCAGUGGCCCGUCUUCCGUAUUCCUUGGCAAGGCCGUUUGGGUGUUACUAUAUUCGCCUUCUUGACUGGCUACGUUUGUGCCCUUAAGCCGCUCAAACAGUCUCGAAAUGGCGAUAUCCUUGGAUCUUUCACUUCGGUUGGCAAGAGUGCCUUCCGUCGCCCACCUCGUCUCAUCUUCCCCGCGACUAUCGCCUUAAUCAUCUCAUGGGUCAUGGCGCAGUGCGGCGCCUUUAUCACCGCUAACCGCUCCGACUGUUGGUGGUGUCGGUACGCGGCCGUCGAUUUGGCGCCUACUUUCUGGGAGGAGUUUGUCCGGUUAUUCAAGACCUUCCUUGAGGUCUGGACUACGGGAUAUAUGGCAUAUGAUGACCACCAGUGGGCUUUACUUCCGCUGCUCCAGGCAUCUAUGUUGAUUUACAUCCUUAUCUGCGCAACAAUGUUUUGCAAGUUCCGAUUCCGUGUGGCCAUCUACCUCGGCAUGUACCUCUAUUUCCACCAGAACGCCGCAAAGGACACCGAAACCUUCCAAAUGCAGGCAAUCUACGGCAUGUUCCUCAGCGAUCUCUCCUAUGAGAAAGGAUUCAAAGAAUUCGUCGAACGCCACAGCUGGGGCCGCAAGAUCGUCGCCGGCAUCCUUCUCUGCCUCGGCCUCUUCGUCUGCUCGUACCCCGGAGAACACCCAGAAUGGGCCACAUGGUCUUCCUACAUGGAACAGGCCUCACACUACAUCUUCCCCCCGAAAGUCAACGUCGGUAAGCGCUACUCCGCCCUGGGCGUCGACCUCAUAAUUUUCGCCAUCUACAUCUCCCCUUCUACGAAGGAGUUCCUCUCUAGCAGUCUCCUCCUCUGGCUCGGCAAACAGAGUUUCGCUGUCUACCUCGUGCACGGCACUCUCCUCCGCACCGUUCUGUGCUGGAUGCUUUACGGAAUCACUGGUCAGCCCUGGGAAGGCGAUAUCGUCGACGAAAAGGGCAACCCGAUCUACGGCGAGGACGGCGAACCCCUCCACCCGCACUGGAUCCCUAUCCGCGCCCCUUGGGUCGUGGCUAUCAGUAUCCCGUCUUGGAUUGUGCUGGUCUAUUUCUGUGCUACGUUGUGGACUGGAUAUGUUGAUCCCUUCUGCGCGCGCAUGGCUCAAAAAUUGGAGAAGUGGAUGUUCGAGGAGGAUGAGCAGGCUCCGCCCCCGCUGCCUAUGACUAGCAUUCCUAUGCAGACAGCUUAA
Messenger RNA from Penicillium mononematosum, 1446 nucleotides. RefSeq names its product acyltransferase family protein. Gene Ontology annotation, molecular function: acyltransferase activity, transferring groups other than amino-acyl groups. The coding region runs from base 1 to 1446 and encodes 481 amino acids. Gene Ontology annotation, biological process: polysaccharide biosynthetic process. NCBI's taxonomy places the organism in Eukaryota, Fungi, Ascomycota, Eurotiomycetes, Eurotiales, Aspergillaceae. The record is from RefSeq and is a predicted model, not a curated record. The transcript is spliced from 3 exons. Gene Ontology annotation, cellular component: membrane.